UAAUAAAAUCCAUCCCAAAACGAAAACCCCUUUAUUUGCAUUAAAGAAAGAAAAAUUGUGAAGAAAACAGAUCAAAAUGGCGGAAAUUGAUGAAUGAAAGUGAAGUAAGAAACAUUGAAGCAUCCAGAUGAAGAAUAUGCCCAGUUCCUCUGUUUCAGAUUCCAUCAAUAAGAACUAAGAAUUUCUUGUAAAUCUCCUCCUCCAUACCUGUUAUCCAUGAAUAAUCUCAUCCCUCUCAUCCUUCUCAUCUCCUUCUUCCCCAUUUCAAUCCAAUCCAAGGUCUCCAUUUCUGUCUCCCCUUCCAUUCUCUCCAAAUCCGGUGAUUCAGUUCAAAUCCAAUGGUCUGGAAUUGAAUCCCCUUCCAAGCUCGACUGGCUUGGAAUUUACUCGCCCCCAAAUUCUUCCCAUAAGCAUUUCAUCGGCUACGUCUUCCUUUCUUCUUCUCCCUCAUGGCAAUCCGGCUCUGGAUCUGUUUCCAUCCCCUUAGUCAACCUCCGAUCCAAUUACUCCUUCAGGAUUUUCCGGUGGACCGAAUCGGAGAUCGACCACAAGCAUCAUGACCACGACCACAACCCUCUUCCUGGCACUGCGCACCUCCUUGCCGCCUCGGGGGAGCUCCGAUUCUCCCCUGGUGGCGGCCCGGAGCAGAUCCAUCUGGCGUUCACGGACUACGAUGAUGAAAUGAGAGUGAUGUUUGUGACGGAGGAUGGAUCGGAAAGGUACGUGAGAUAUGGGGAAAAUAAGGAGAAGCUUGAUCAGAUUGUCGCGGCGCGUGUUGAGAGGUAUGAGAGGGAGCACAUGUGCGAUUCCCCUGCUAAUGAUAGCAUUGGUUGGAGAGAUCCUGGUUUUAUUCAUGAUGCUGUCAUGAAGAAAUUGCAGAAAGGAGCUAAGGUUUAUUAUCAGGUUGGUAGUGAUUCUAAAGGUUGGAGUCGUAUUCUAAACUUCGUGUCGCGUAAUGAGGACUCGGAUGAAACGAUUGCUUUCCUUUUUGGUGAUAUGGGAGCUGCAACACCAUACACAACCUUUGUCCGAACACAGGAGGAAAGCAUAUCUACGGUUAGGUGGAUACUUCGUGACAUUGAAGCGCUUGGUGACAAACCUGCAUUUAUCUCUCACAUUGGGGAUAUCAGCUACGCAAGGGGUCAUGCGUGGUUGUGGGACGUUUUCUUCCAUCAGAUUGAACCUGUGGCAUCUAAGGUUGCAUACCAUGUAUGUAUUGGCAAUCAUGAAUAUGACUGGCCUCUUCAGCCAUGGAAACCCGAGUGGGCAAAUGGGAUAUACGGGAAAGACGGGGGAGGGGAAUGUGGGGUGCCAUAUAGUAUGAAGUUCAACAUGCCAGGAAACUCUUCAGAACCUACUGAAAGCCACAGUUUGCCUACUCGAAACCUUUUCUACUCUUUUAACAUGGGAUCGGUGCAUUUUGUGUAUAUAUCAACAGAAACCAAUUUCCUUCAAGGAAGUAGCCAAUAUGAAUUCAUUAAGCGGGAUUUGGAGUCCGUUGAUCGGAAGAAGACGCCAUUCGUAGUAGUGCAAGGGCAUAGACCAAUGUAUACAACAAGCAACGAACUUAGAGAUACCCCAUUGAGGGAGAAAAUGCUGCACCAUUUGGAACCAUUGUUUGUGAAAAAUAAUGUGACAUUGGCAUUAUGGGGUCACGUCCAUAGGUAUGAGAGGUUUUGCCCACUUAAUAACUACACUUGUGGAAGUAUGGGUGUGGAUGGGGAAGACUGGGAGGCAUUACCUGUCCAUCUUGUCAUCGGAAUGGCUGGACAAGAUUGGCAACCAAUCUGGGAGCCAAGACCAAACCACCCAGAUGACCCGGUCUUCCCACAACCGAAACGGUCGAUGUACCGUGGAGGCGAAUUUGGGUACACCAGAUUGGUUGCUACAAAAGAGAAGCUUACAAUCUCUUAUGUUGGAAAUCAUGAUGGAGAGGUACACGAUUCUGUCGAGAUCUUGGCGUCUGGACAAGUUCUGAAUGGUGGAGUUGGUUCAAAAUUCAUCAACAGUAGUAUUACAAACUCGACGUCUAGGAAUGAGAUGCUAGAAUCUUCAUUCUCCUGGUUUGUGAUGGGAGCAAGUCUUUUGGUUCUUGGAGCCUUCAUUGGAUACAUUAUUGGAUUUGUUUCACAUGCAAGGAAGAAUUCAAUAUCAAGAAAUAACUGGACUCCUGUGAAGACUGAAGAAUUGCAAUGAAAUAAAAUUGGAAGGUAAGUUACAGUGUAUAAUCUUUGUAUAGUUGCCUCCAUGUUUAAAUCACGACAUCAAUACAAAUACAGAAAGAGCGGAAGCCUUUGUAAAUAGAUAGUGUUGCUGAUCAAAAGCAUUGUGAAGUAUGUAUUUUGUCGAAUUUUGGUUUUUGUACCUUUUGAAUUACCAGAAUAUUUUGAUGGGAUGUGAUGGAACCGAUUAGUCAUGAUGUCGAUAACCACGAAAAUGUUUUGAAGUCGGGAAUGUUAACUAAUUAAGGCAUAUUCCUUUGUGAGA
This is a messenger RNA of Benincasa hispida (wax gourd), 2487 nucleotides long. RefSeq names its product putative inactive purple acid phosphatase 2. The record is from RefSeq and is a predicted model, not a curated record. Lineage: Eukaryota; Viridiplantae; Streptophyta; Magnoliopsida; Cucurbitales; Cucurbitaceae. Gene Ontology annotation, molecular function: acid phosphatase activity; metal ion binding.